Messenger RNA from Helianthus annuus (common sunflower), 3117 nucleotides. RefSeq names its product subtilisin-like protease SBT1.7. Gene Ontology annotation, biological process: proteolysis. Gene Ontology annotation, molecular function: serine-type endopeptidase activity. Bases 748 to 3027 code for a protein of 759 amino acids. The record is from RefSeq and is a predicted model, not a curated record. The transcript has a single exon. NCBI's taxonomy places the organism in Eukaryota, Viridiplantae, Streptophyta, Magnoliopsida, Asterales, Asteraceae.
UCUUUUUGGCAUUCUUUUUCAUACUAUAUCAAUUUUUUAAAACAAAAGUUAGGCAAUAAUUCAAGUAUUUGUUGAGGUUAUAAUGCCGAAAGGCUUCUUCAAAAAGACGUUGAUUCGUCAUCCUAAACUAUAAUCAACCCCUAACCCUUUCAAUUAUUAGAGAGAGAAACAACAAUAUGACUAGAUUCAAAUAAUCAUAUUUGGAGUAUCAACAUCUUAAAAAAUCCCAACAGAAUUCCUUGAUUUUCCUAAAAGUUAAAGUCAUACCGCACCAUCAUUGUAUAACAAUGUGUAAAACACUCGUUCUUACGGUUCUAGACUUAAAAUUGUUUAUGUAUCAGAUAUCUCUAUCGUGAUUAUGUUUCGAAUGAGUACAACUAAUUUUUCAUGACCACGAACACUCUUAGCAUCAGAAAAGAAAACUGUAAGAUAAUAUUACUUAGUAUUUAUAACUGACACCCAAUAAAAAUGCACUAAAACAUGUGACUUAAAACAUUUUUUUAUUCACACAUGGAGAAUUAGAUUCUUUCCUAAUGACUUUUUUAUUACGUAACAUGAUUAGGAGUCUAAUCAGUUGAUCCACUCACUUCAAAUCCAUAAUAAUAACUAUGCAUGCCCCAAAGUAAAUAUAUAUUAACAGUAGCUAAUUGCUAAUGCCAUUAUCAUUUCAUAAUUACACAUCCAAUCUUAAUCUCUUAUGUUCUCCACCAGCUGUUUCAAAACCAGCCAACAAACUUUGAGAAGAUCAUGAAGCCAAGGAAUGAUGUACUCCUGAUGGCAAUAGUCGUGGUGUUGUGCUAUCGUUAUGUGGCGGCACAACCCCACAAGACGUAUAUUGUUCACAUGGACAAAUCCGUUAAACCAUUGGUGUUUCCUAAGCACCUGGAAUGGUAUGAAAUGUCUAUGAGAUCGGUAUCCAAGUCCGCACAUAUGUUGUAUGCCUACGACAAGGUUAUGCAUGGCUUUUCUGCAAGGCUAACUGUCGAGGAAGCGGGUUUGCUUAAAAAACAGCACGGGAUUAUUUCGGUUCAAGAAGAGGUGAUAUACAAGCUUCAGACGACUCGAUCACCUAAGUUUCUUGGGCUAGAAAGGAAUGACAUGAUGCUUUCUGGGUCGGGAUCCGGUAGUGAUGUCAUCAUUGGAGUGGUGGACACGGGUGUGUGGCCCGGAAGUAAGAGCUUAGAUGAUACGGGUUUUGGACCGGUUCCCCGUUCAUGGAAAGGCAAGUGUCAGAGCGGUCCAGGGUUUAAUGUAACCAGCUGCAAUAAGAAACUAAUCGGUGCACGGUAUUUUCCGAAAUCGUAUGAUAUUUACGGGUCAAUUGAUGAAAAUCUCGAGUCCAUGUCUCCUUUGGAUGAUGAUGGACACGGGACACAUACCGCAACUACAGCAGCAGGGUCUAUAGUCACCGGGGCAAGUUUUUUCGGUUUUGCAAAAGGAAAAGCUCGAGGGAUGGCCCCACGUGCCAGGCUGGCAGUUUAUAAAGCAUGCUGGACCGGUGGAUGUUUUAGCAGUGACAUAUUAGCUGCAAUGGAGAAGGCGAUCACAGAUGGUGUUCAUGUAUUAUCACUCUCGAUAGUCGGUACACUUACUGAUUACCCGAACGAUAUUAUAGCUUACGGAGCGUUUAAAGCAGUAUCCCAUGGAAUAUUCGUAUCAUGCUCUGCUGGCAACGAUGGGCCAGAACCUCUAACCCUAACAAAUGUCGCCCCGUGGAUGGCUACAGUAGGAGCAGGAACUCUGGACCGUGAUUUCCCGGCUUACGUUACCCUCGGGAAUGGAAAGAGAUUAUCUGGUGUGUCACUUUACACUGGAAAACCAUUACCGGGUUCAUUGAUUCCACUCGUUUUUGCUGGUAAUUUGAGUAACAUGACAACUGGCCAUCAAUGUGUACCAGGUUCGUUGCCACGGGGACAUGUUACUGGGAAAAUUGUGAUAUGUGAACGCGGGGAGACUUCCCGGGUGGAAAAGGGGAUGGUGGUGAAGGCGGCUGGUGGUGUCGGAAUGAUAUUAGCCAACAUAGUUGGUGAAGACCUUAUGGCUGACCCCCAUCUCAUACCAAGCGCUGCUGUAGGUCAAAAAGCUGGUGAUGAAAUCAAACAAUACGUAGUCUCGGAUCAUAAUCCAACGGCUAUGAUUACAUCUGGAGGAACUCAAUUAAGCGUCCAACCCGCACCGCUGGUUGCAGGGUUCAGUUCCCGUGGUCCAAAUCCGCUCACACCAGAAAUACUCAAACCUGAUUUCAUAGCACCAGGGGUGGAUAUCUUAGCUGGUUGGACCAAUAAAGAAAGUCCCACCGGCUUAACCGAAGACCCACGGCGUGCGGAAUUUAACAUUGUGUCUGGAACGUCAAUGUCCUGCCCACAUGUAAGUGGGCUAGCCGCACUACUCAAAGAAGCUCACCCAGAAUGGAGCCCAGCGGCUAUAAAGUCGGCACUUAUGACCACCGCAUAUAGCACAUACAAAAACGGUGAAGGGUUGCAGGAUGCUGCAACUGGGAUGCCAUCAACACCAUUUGAUCACGGUGCAGGACACGUGGACCCCGUUUCAGCCCUUGAUCCUGGUCUUGUCUAUGACGCCUCUUUUGAUGAUUACUUGAGCUUCCUCUGUGCUUUGAACUACACUUCUAGUACUAUUAAAAUGUAUACAGGUGGACGCUCCACGUGUAAAGCGGGAAAGGAAUACAGAGUAGAAGAUCUUAACUACCCGUCGUUUUCAGUUCCUUUGACGACGGCUUCGGGGGAAGGCGGAGGACGCAGUGUAGCAACUAUUGUUAAGUACACAAGAAGUUUGACAAAUGUGGGCCCACCUGAAACUUACAAGGUUUCGAUACUGUCAAAUACAAGGGCUGUAAAGAUCAAAGUUGAGCCAGAAGAGCUAACGUUUACUGAGAAAAACGAGAAAAAGGUGUACACCGUGACAUUCACUGCUAAUUCCAUGGAAUCGGGAACUAACAGUUUUGGUCGUCUGGUAUGGUCUGGUGGAAAAUAUGUUGUAAGUAGUCCUAUAGCGUUUAACUGGGUAUGAUUACUGUAAAGUAUAUUGUAAUAUUGCUUAGAUCAAGCAAUGCAAAUUAUUUGCCAUCAACGCAAAUUAAAUGAAAUAAGUUUUUAUAAA